Lycium ferocissimum is the source of this 582-nucleotide messenger RNA. RefSeq lists its product as uncharacterized. The transcript is spliced from 4 exons. NCBI's taxonomy places the organism in Eukaryota, Viridiplantae, Streptophyta, Magnoliopsida, Solanales, Solanaceae. The record is from RefSeq and is a predicted model, not a curated record. The coding region runs from base 1 to 582 and encodes 193 amino acids.
AUGGAGUUUCUUAAGGAUUAUGAUAUCACCAUUCUUUAUCAUCUGAGCAAGGCAAAUGUGAUAGCUGAUGCGUUGAGCCAAAAGGCAGUAAGUAUGGGUAGCUUAGCUCGUUUGGUUGUUGAGGAGCGUCCUUUAUCCAUGGAGGUUCAGACUCUUGCUAAUAGCUUUGUGAGAUUGGAUAUUUCUAAAUCUGGCAAGAUGACUUAUAAUAAAGAGAAGUUGGCGUGGAUUUACAUUAGAGAGAUCGUCCGAUUGCAUGGGGUGCCAUUUCCAUCAUCUCAUAUAGAGGCACUCAAUUUACUUCCCACUUCUAGAGGACUUUGUAGCAGCAGUUGGUGGGAUUCAGUGUUGUUCGAUCAGAAUUUAUCCUUUGAGGAGGAGCUAAUAGCGAUUUUGGAUUGGCAAGUGAGAAAGUUGAGGUCUAAGGAGAUUUCUUCAGUCAAGGUGCAGUGGAAACACUGUCCUGUUGAUGAGGUUACUUGGGAGACCAAGGCAGAUAUGCGAGAAAGAUAUCCCCAGCUUUUUACCAACUCAGAGUUUGCUACAGGUUCCACUUCAGCACCUCGCGAGUUAUCAUCCUGA